Botrytis fragariae is the source of this 1995-nucleotide messenger RNA. RefSeq names its product putative glucan endo alpha-glucosidase agn1 protein. The transcript is spliced from 7 exons. The coding region runs from base 1 to 1995 and encodes 664 amino acids. The record is from RefSeq and is a predicted model, not a curated record. Gene Ontology annotation, molecular function: glucan endo-1,3-alpha-glucosidase activity. Lineage: Eukaryota; Fungi; Ascomycota; Leotiomycetes; Helotiales; Sclerotiniaceae.
AUGCAUCUUUCAGUCCUUACCGUUUUAGCUUCUUCAAGCCUUAUCUCUGCAAGACAUCUCCCUCUACACUCGCUUCAAUCCGUUCGCAAUGCAGGAUUAUCUGGUUGGUCUGUCCAGGCCUCUACUUGUCCGGCAGGCAGCACAUCUUGUGGAGAUACGGCGGCUGGUGCAUGUUGUCCUUCGGGAAUGUUUUGUGCUACACCUGCGAAUUCGGAGGUUGCUGCUUGUUGUCCUUCUGCGGGAGAAUGCAGGAGUGUAAUUGAAGCAGUACCCAAAUGUGCAGAUGCCUCCUGGAAUCUAUGGGAUGGAUUGGAUGGAAAUGCCUUCUGUUGUGAAGUGGGACUUUUGGGAGCUUAUGAUCAUAUUUCUCACCGCGCGGGAACGUGUGUGGAGACUGUUGUCAAGCCUACUACUUCGGCGGUUUUGAGAUCAACUGGAACAGGUUGUGCAGCAACAUCUUCCUCCGUUGCUGCUACGAGCGCUAUCUCUACUACUAUUACUUCGGCUCAGAAAACAUCAACAGUUGUUUCAGUGAAGAGCACCAUUACUUCAGACGCUUCUGCUUCUGCUUCUGCUUCUGCUUCUGCUUCUGCUUCUGCUUCUGCUUCUGCUUCUGCUUCUAGUUCCGCCCAAAUUGUUAGUGAAAAUGACUUAGCUGUCGCUGCUCCUGCUACGAAAGCUACAUCUUCCAAGGCAAUAUCAUCGACCAGUUCUAAGGUUGCAUCAAGUGUAGUUGCAACCUCAAAAUCUGCUUCUACAUCUGCGAUCGCAACCGCAGCCGCAGCGCCUACCGGAAAACCUGUCUUCUUUCACUACAUGAUAGGAGGAAUUAAUGAUACUCAUUGUGAGCAGGAUAUAAUUGAUGCUAUUGCAUUAGGAGUCGAUGCUUUUGCUCUCAAUUUAGCCGUAACAUUAGAUUCUAGCCAUUCAUGGGCAUUGAACGCUGUCAACUCCCUUUUCAAAUACGCUCAAACUCAUAACUUCAAACUCUUUUUCUCCUUCGAUAUGACCGGAUUCAACUCUCCUUCCCAAUUCAUCCCUAUCCUCAAAACAUACGUCACAAAUAGCGCAUACUAUACCUAUUCUGGACAACCCUUCGUCUCUACCUUCAAUGGGGGCGCUUCAUCUUUUACAUUCGGUCAAGACAGCGUAAACGACGGCUGGAAAAACGAAGUCCAAGCAGUCAUGGCCGCAGCCGGUCAUCCCAUCUAUCUCAUCCCCUCAUUCCAAGACGUAGCGGCCACAUCUUCCUUCUUCACCAAGUACCCAACACUAAACGGAACAUUCAAUUGGAAUUCCUGGCCCACCUAUACCGCUGGCGACUCCCCCGUUGACACCAUCGACGACACCAUCUAUCAAAAAGCCGCCAAAGCCGCCGGAAAAGGAUUCAUGAUGGGAUUUCCCCGCUUCAAUUCAAACACAUCGACAGCACGCAAAACUGGUAUCGCCGCGGCGAAGCAAAUCUCGAAGUCCGCUUUGAUCAAGUCCUCUCCGCCCAGCCCGAUUUCAUCGAAUUCCAAACGUGGAACGAUGCGGGUGAAUCGCACUACAUGGGGAAUACGUGGCGGGAACCGCUGUGUGGAAGGCGGGGAAGACGAGCACGCAGACGAUGUAUCCGACGAAUGGGAAGGAUGCCCAGGGACAUUUUGGCAUCAUACGUUGUUGAAGAAUGGAGAUUGUUCGACGGAUUCGUUGGGGUUGGGAAAACCGGAUGGGAUUGGAGGGGUCGAGGAUAGUGUUACGGCGGUGGUGUUGGUGGCGAGUGGGGUUACGGGAAUGAAAGGGAGUAUUAGUGUGGGGGGAAAGGUUUUGGGGACGAAAAGUUUCGAGGCGGGUUUUAAUACUAUGGUUGUGUCGAAUAUUACGACGGGGGCGGUGAGCAUGAGUGUGACGAAUGCGGCGGGUACGGUUGUGGUUAGCGGGAAGGGACCGUUGGAGGUGGUGAAUAAGGCGAAUUUGUGUAACUAUAACUUUCAGGUUGUAGGUUUGAGUUAG